CGGAAUGAGAAGACAUAGGGAGAUUAAAUAAAAAAGUAUAGGGAGAGGAAACAGACAAAUAGAGGAGGUGCAGGAAGGAGCAGGACUGUAGAGAGAAAAAGGGGGACGACAAACAAGAGAAAUCACGGAGGAGAUGGAGAUGAGGUGGGAACAUGAGGGGAUGAGGAAGAGGAGCUGGUGAAGAAAGAGGAGCUGGUGAUGCCAAAGAGAGAUGAGAGAGAGAAAAGCUGGAGGAGUAUGUAACAGGCUGUUACAUGUCAGCGGCAGGCACUUCUACUAAAGUACAAGUCUGGACAGCCUGCCUCAGCACAGAGAUGCACAGCUGACGAAACCCUCCGCCGACACACUGCCAUGCCCUCAGUGAUGGAGCGCUCGGGGUCCGGGGUCCUGUCCAGGAGCAGAGCCAAAACCGUAACCAACGGCAACAGCCAACCACACUCUGAAGAGGAUAGCAGCGAUGAAGAGCAUGCUCAUGACAGUAUGAUCCGAGUGGGAGGAGACUACCAGGCUCAGAUACCAGAGUUCAAACCAGACAGUCCAACCCGCUACGACGAGAAGGACCAGAGGAGCAUGUUGGUCUGGUGUCCCAACGUUCAGCUUUCUGAUGCAAUGUUGGACGAGUACAUCCUAAUGGCUAAAGAGAAACAUGGAUACAACAUGGAGCAGGCUCUGGGCAUGUUAUUAUGGCACAAACACGAUGUGGAGCGCUCGCUGGCCGACCUGGCCAACUUCACCCCGUUCCCAGACGAGUGGACAGUGGAGGAUAAAGUGCUGUUUGAGCAGGCCUUCAGCUUCCACGGCAAGAGCUUCCACCGCAUCCAGCAGAUGCUUCCAGACAAGCUGAUCUCCAGCCUGGUGAAAUACUACUACAGCUGGAAGAAGACCAGGACCAGGACCUCCGUCAUGGACCGACAGGCCAGGAGGCUGGUCAGCAAGAGAGAGAAAGAAGACAGUAAUGAUGAGAUUGAGGAAGCGGACCCUGGCAGCGACAGUGACUUUGAGAUUGACGCCAAGAAAGAGGCAGUGAAACAGAACCCUAACAGCGCCAACUCUGACAAGACGACCCCAAAUCGCCCAGGGUCGAUAAAGAAGGAGAAUCUCGGGGGUCAGUACCGCCACCACCCGCUCAGAGCCCGGCGCAGGCCACCCAAAGGCAUGUUCCUGGAGCAGGGAGACAUCAUGACUGUGUCGGCCUCCCACAACGCCGGGGUGCUCACUAUACGACAUCUGGACACGCAGUUGGUGUCACUCAAGAGACAGGUCCAGUCCAUCAAACAGAACAACAGUAGUUUGAAACAGAGUUUAAACGAAGGCGUUGACACUUUAAAACCUGCCGAGCCUGCCCCAAAGAUGAACUCUCGUUGGACCACAGAGGAGCAGCUCCUGGCUGUGCAGGCUAUCCGACGCUAUGGUAAAGACUUCGCAGCCAUCGCUGAGGUGAUCGGGACCAAAACACCAGCUCAGGUGAGUUCGUUCUUCGUGAGCUACCGGCGCAGGUUCAACCUGGACGAGGUGCUGAGGGAGUGGGCGGCCGAGCAGGUGGCCACCAGCCGAGACCAGAGGGACCCCAGGAGGAGCAGCGAGGAGAUGGAAGCCACUGCAGACGGAGCCACCGAGGAGGACGAGGUCAAAAUAGAAGACUCUCCCUCGGACGCCGUCGGCGGCUCCUCUCCCCCGUCCUCCACCCAGACUCCCUCCUCUCUCUCCCAGCCUCCUCCGCUGCUGCGCCCUGCACCUCCCUCGGCUCCCCCCAGCCUCCUCCGUCAGCCUCCUCCUCUGCAGACGCGCCCGCUCCAGACUCGAGCGCCCCACAACCACCCCCCGCCUCCGCUCAUCCGGCCCGCAGUGACCACCUCGUCCACCUCCACCGGGAGCUCCAGCCUCAGGGCUUCUCCUCCCAGUUCGUCCCCCGCUGCAGGGCAGAUGCCUCCUUCACUCGUCGGGCUCAAAGUGGAGCAGCCCAACUCUCACUGAUACUCACACACACUUAUGACAAUAGGAAUAGACACACACACACACAUACAAGUUAGCAUGCAGACAAACACGAUGCUUAAUCUUCCGUCACCCUGUAACGCCAUUACAAGUCACAUGACCACACUAUCCCUCGAACACGCUCAGGUCCCCGAGGUGUCAUCACAACUCUUAACAUGCAGGAAGAGUGUACGGACCCCUGCAGGUCCCCUUAGUAAGGCAAGUGGCCUGAAGCCCCCUUUACUGUACUAACAAACACCUACCUCCAGACACACACACUACAAACAAGCUAGGAACUCAAAACUACCUGCACACACACACACCUCCCUGAACGACAACAAAGAGACACUGGAUCAUCAAGCCGUUGAAGCCAUGAGCCAUGAACCCACCUGCUCGUUUCCAUGGCAACUGCUGAACAUCUGGAUUGUGGAGGAGUGUGGUUGAACACACACACACACACACUAUAAAUAUAUCUAUCUAUACUGUAGGGUCCACUGGGCAGGUUUGAAGUCAUCCAGAACAACAAUCAGGAAAAUGAAAUAAUGAGCAGAACCCGCUCCUGAGAGCUGACGCGGAUUAGAAGAAACGGGUCUUCUCAGAUUGAGCUUCGCUUUAGAGCUCGGGACCCUCACGGAGGAGGGGGUCGGUACUUUUGCAAAGAAACCGGGCUUUGUACUCGAAGCUGAGUUUACUGUUGAGGCUUUUAAGAGUUGAAGUUGAGAAAUGGAAAAACAAGAGCGCGUCGCCCUCUUCGCUCAUAGCCAUGUAUUACUAGUAUUAACUGGAGUGAUGUUUUCCCUUUUUUUGACUAGACUUUUAAAGUGAGCUGUAGGCAGUUAGUUAUUGUAAGUAGUUUAGAUAGUGCAUACUUUAUUAUUAUUAUGAUGAUGAUUAUUGACUGUCUUCUGCCGCAGCUUGUUUUUCUGUGGCUCAGUGUUGAAGUCUCUCUCCGUCUGCUGACACGGUCCUGUGAAGACACACUGAACACAUCAGCCUCUGUUGAAAAACGAGUAGAGGAGACUUUUAAAGUGAAGGGGACGCCUGACCUUUCCUGACCUCCGAUAAUCGUACACUGAAAAAUAAAAUGUUCUGCCAAAGUCUGUUAUUGCUUUAAAAGCUCAUCGUCCCAGAGUUCCCAUGUCGGUUUGAUUUGACCUUGUUGACUUGCUCCCUACAUGUUGGUCACAGGAAAAGUAGUAAAACAAAAAGGUGUUCGAGGAAUAAUCUGGGGAAACACAUGUAUUCGCUUUUUUGCUGAGUCAGACGAGAUCGAUUCCCCCAGUUGGUAUGCUGGAGUUGAAGUUUGGAGGUGAUUAGCGUAGCUUAGCAUAAAAAUUGGACAAGGUAAGACUGAAAUUGUUUUUUUAUGUUUUGUUUGUGUACAGAUCAAUGACUCAAAAUAAUGUUUUGGUUAGUGAGCUUGAGAGGAUUUAACUUUUUAGAUUGGGUGCAGUCUUUAUGCUAAGCUAACCGCCUGCUUGCAUUAGCUUCAUAUUUAGCGCGCAGAUAAAUGUGCAGCCGGCUAACUUAGCUUAGCACAAAGACUGGAAGCAUGGAAGCAGCUUUAUCUGUUCAAAAGUGACAACCCUCUAAAGCUCGCUAAUUAAAAUGUUAUAUGUUUAAUGCGUAUGAAAUGAUUAAAGUUGAGUAUUUUGUUAGAUGUUGAUGUGAUGACGGCUCUGAGUCCAGUAAAAGCAGCUUUCUCACUUUAAAGUCUGCUAAUGUCAGACAGUUAAUAAUUGAGCUGUCAGGAAACGCUGCUUCUCAGUCCUGUCAGUUUCUGCCUCUGAAAUGUUCUUCAGUCACACCUCAUGAACAAAAUGACCGACUGAUAUUCUGCUGCGGUUACUUCUUUGUGACUGCCACACAAUCCCUGCAGAGACUCCUCUCUUCAUAGUCUAGUUGUCAGUACAGGAGAGAAUUAGGAAGAAUGGUCAUUUAUUUUUGCAGUUUGAGAAUAAAGUUCAACUUUCAGUAUAUGCGCUAAUUACUUUAUUUUCAAAAUGCAAAAUAAAUCAAAUUCAAUUCCUGCCUCCUGAUAUUCUUUUCGUAUGCCUGGCACUAAGUCAAAAUUCAGCUUUAUUCUCGAAAUGCAAAACAAAUCUUCAUUGUCCUCAUGGCCCUCGUCCUCUUCUGUAUGUCUGCGUCGCUGCCUCUUUCCAGCAGAUCUGGGAUCAGUCGUGUAAACGUUUCUUUAAACUGCUCAGAGGUUCUUCACUAACUGUCCUUCAGCAUUUAGUUCACUGAGCAGGAAUCAAAUCUCUCUGGCUUUAAAGUGUCUUGCCUUUUGACUUACGUUUUCCUAAUUGUUCCUUCCUCCAAAAACUGCUUGUGUGUGUACUGUGUGUGAGAAGUUGUUUACAUUGUGGAAACUGAACCUGUUUGUGUUUGAGAAAUGUUUUUUUUAGAAUAAAGAAAUUACCAAAUA
Cottoperca gobio is the source of this 4399-nucleotide messenger RNA. It is a transcript of the gene rcor2, whose product is annotated as REST corepressor 2. The transcript is spliced from 15 exons. Gene Ontology annotation, cellular component: transcription regulator complex; histone deacetylase complex. The coding region runs from base 352 to 1974 and encodes 540 amino acids. Gene Ontology annotation, molecular function: transcription corepressor activity. Lineage: Eukaryota; Metazoa; Chordata; Actinopteri; Perciformes; Bovichtidae. Gene Ontology annotation, biological process: negative regulation of DNA-templated transcription; regulation of transcription by RNA polymerase II. The record is from RefSeq and is a predicted model, not a curated record.